UAUAAAUAAAUGAUUAUUAAUAAAUUAACGUAUUAUUGAAAGUUUAAUUGUAUAUUAUGGUCGUAAACGAAUGAACCGUGAUAUGAAGGAUUCUUCUUUAAAUAAAAGAGAAAAUUUCAUCGAUUAGAAAGAUGUAUUCAAUACUGGUCAAGCAAAACAUGAACCGGUAUCAUCGAAUGACAUUUGGCGCAAUAUGUCGGCACGGGUAGGUUCUAUGUAUAUAUAAAAGGUGGGCUCUGCGGUUAAAUCAUCGUCAGUAACAUCCAACCUAUGGUGUCCAAGCGAAAUUCAAGUGAAGUCGUAUACAAAAAAGCUAACAAAAUGGCAAUCAAAAUCGUCCUAUUGAGUAUGCUAGCAAUGACAAUGACAAUGGCAGCCAAUCCAAACGAACCAAUAGCCAUUGUCAGUCAAUCUCAAGAGAUCAACCCUGAUGGUAGUUUCCAUGCAAGAUGGGAAACCGCUAAUGGUAUAACCGUUGAGGAACAGGGUAAUUUGAAGAAUGCCGGUCAGAAGGACGAAGCCGAGGAAGUUCAGGGAUCGGCUGCUUGGACUGCUCCCGAUGGUACGAAGAUCAAUCUUGGUUGGCUUGCUAACGAAAAUGGUGCCAUUUUCGAAGGUUCUCAUUUACCAACCCCACCGCCACCUCAACCAAUUCCUGCUGCCAUUCAACGUGCUCUCGAUUGGAUAGCUGCUAACCCCUACAAAGAGGAUAGCAAAAAUAAACUUUAAACUUUUUUCUAUAUUAUUGUUAUUAUUAUUGUGAAAAAUUGCAUCAAACUCUUAAAAAAAUAAUAUAAAGAAAAACACACAGUACUCCGAAAGAUUCUCAUUUUUAUUUCUUUUUGGUAUCAACCCUAUAACCAAGCCCCUUCUUGAAUCACCACCAUCACUACCCUUCCACCUCUCUUUUGACCGAUUAUUUUAAUCUCAAAGAAAGCUAGGGACGUAUUAAUUAAUGGGAGAAAGAGAGAGAGAGAGAGACUUUCGCACCAAUCUUCGUUGCUAUCCCGGUCAAAGAUUUACGACCGACAGAGAUUUAAUGGGCAAUAUUAAAUAGCGGAAUCAAAGGAGAAAGGAAUUCCAAUAGUCGAGCAGACUGCAUAACCUUCAUUAUUCACUCUUUAAUGAAUUCGUCUACCAUUAAUUCCGUUUUAAGAUAGGAUUAUUUCAUUUUCUUUCUAUCUCUUUCUUUCUCUCUUUCUAUGUACUCUUGUCUUUUUUUUUCUUUUUUAUUCUACCCUUCCAUUUCACUUUUCUGUUUCUGCUCGUUAUUUAAUCCGAAAAAGUUGACUUUUCUUUAAAUUAGCAAUUUUGUAAAAAGAUGUCAAGUAUGUGUAGAAAUGAAAGAUAGGAACG
Messenger RNA from Polistes dominula (European paper wasp), 1356 nucleotides. RefSeq names its product endocuticle structural glycoprotein SgAbd-2. NCBI's taxonomy places the organism in Eukaryota, Metazoa, Arthropoda, Insecta, Hymenoptera, Vespidae. The record is from RefSeq and is a predicted model, not a curated record. Gene Ontology annotation, cellular component: chitin-based extracellular matrix. Gene Ontology annotation, molecular function: structural constituent of chitin-based larval cuticle.